UGUUUUGCAAAAAAUUUUAAUAUAAGAAGUUUUUAAAAGAUAUUUGAGUUGUUGUUGUGUUGAAUUUGGUUUAAAGUGAAAGUUUUGAAAAAAUCAAUUAACAAAAUGCCUUCAAAGAAGAUAAUCAUAACUGAAUUCGACGCUUACACUGAGCGCAUAGAAUUUGGCGAUAAAUAUAUUGUUAACAAAGAGCCGGUGUUAAGGAAAGGACACUGGAGUGGAGGGUUGGCUUCAUUGUUGGCUUUCACUCAUUUGAAAGACAAAAAAGAGAAAACAAAUGUUUCUAAACAUCAGGAAAGAAGUUAUGAUAAAAUGAAAUUGAGUUUAAGUCACGAAAAUUCUGCGCUAAAUAAGAGCCUGAGUUCAGAGUCGAUAAGAAUUCCCAACAAAACACUGUUUAUUGACAAUCGGGUGGAUUCGCCGCGAAAAAUGUCCGCAAGUGGUAGUAUUGACACGUUUUCCGACGACCACAAGAGUGAUAUCGGGAGCGAACUGUCGUCCGUCGACACCCACUCGUUGGACGACUCGUCGAGUAUGUCUUCCUAUGAAAGCGAUUCACUUUCGGACUCCAAUGAGAGGCAAAACAACUCCGAAACCGUUCGCGUCGUUCAGCGUUUCGGUAAUGGCUUUCAGGACACGUGUCUCUUCCCAUUGGCUUUGACUUUGGAUUUCACGGAUUUGACUAAAGGAAAGACCACUUGGGAAACAAUCAACACUAAAGCAGAUCUGGCCCUCAAUAAGUGGUGUUCAUUGUAUUCGCGGAAAGUAAACCGUGUCCUUUCCAUUGCCACUGAUUAUGUCUGUCCCGACCCUUCCCUACAAAACAAAUUUCUAUUACAAUCAAAACGCAUCCAAAAGCCAUUGAAACGCUGGAACUCAUACGAGGACUUGUACGCACUGAAUCGGCCGACACAGUGCACCGAUAAUGCAUUAAAUCCGUUGGUCUUCACUGAAGACACACUCUUUGCUCGGCACGAGUUCAAUGAGUUUGAAAGUCAAGUAACAACUAAUGGGAAGAAACGAAAAGCGAGCGAAACAUCGGUGGACUCAUUGGAUAAGACCACUUAUGAGACCAUCGUUUUGCAGCCCAUCUCUAAUCCACAGUUCGUGAAGCGAGUGAACAGUUUAGUGCAAAAGAGACGGUUUGAGGCCAAGAGACUACUGGCGAACAUCAGAGCCAAUAGUCCCCAAUCGCUGGCCCUCUAUAUCACCGAAAUUGAUAAACAGUAUUACUUGAGACUCAAAGACUCGCAACUCUAUCACUGUAUGGCCGGAGAAUGUCGUGUAAAUCAGGUUGCCUGCAUUUUGAGAAAGUUAAGGAAUUGGCAGUCAUUGGUCACAAUUAUACGAGCGCUUCAAUCGCCCAAAAUAUACUUCAUGGAGGAGGCGUGGAUGACCACCAGGAAUCAAUUUCCCAUACAUUUCAACGAUUAUCUAAAACUGUGUCGAUUGGUUCGUCUCAACCAAACCUGUAUAAUAGGAUCCACUUUCGGUCCGAGUAUACCAACGCUGGCAUCGCUUGUCUCCAGAAUAAGCAUUCACUGUAUCGCCACUUGGGAUCUGUUGGAGCACAAGCGCCGGUGGACUGAACAGCCAUCCAUUGCUGGUUGGGUCGACAGCGAACUGAUCGGCCAAUUGGUUGAGUCCCAGAAACUGAGACAAAGACAAGAGGAGCGGUAUAUGUUGUCAUUAGACGACAGCCAGAAUACACUGUUGCCAUUCAACGAUCCGAUCCGUUUGAUUCACUACACAUCCCUUCCCAUCAAUUGGAGACAACAGGAUAUCAAAUAUAUAACGCAAACACAUCUGAAACCAAUAGUCAAGUGUUUUCAGUCUUCAUUUGAAAAGGAGAUUCAUUUCAUACGACAAUAUAAUAUACCAAACGCUCAGAAUUAGAAGAAAUGGUAUAUUCAUAGCAACAAAACACUAAAUUCAUUUAUUUUACACACAUUUUAAAGAUUUUAUCCAUAGUUUUAAAUUUCAAAUCUCUUUUUAAAAUUGAUAUAAUUUUUUCAUCAAAUUGUUAACUUUUAUUGUGAUAUUAGCUUUCUUUGAAGUAUUUAUUAUACGAUAUUGUAUGUCUUUACGACUGUAUUUAGCUAUCGAU
Medioppia subpectinata is the source of this 2107-nucleotide messenger RNA. NCBI's taxonomy places the organism in Eukaryota, Metazoa, Arthropoda, Arachnida, Sarcoptiformes, Oppiidae. The record is from the annotation of a GenBank genome assembly.